GCGCAAAAUGGGAAAGAAAAGAAAAGAGCGGCCACCAGCCACGGAAGACGCCACAGCCACCGGCCCACCGCUGCCGCUCUCCAGCCGCUAGCACCGACGACAACUGCCCAGCCAAGAGCGGUCGAUCGAGGCGUCGUAGAGUCUGCUGCUGGAGGCGUGCACGCCUGCUCCACCGAGCGGCUUCAUGGCCUAGGUAGCAGCUCAAGCUUCGGCGGCGGCUGUGCCCGGCCGGCCGCUUCAUCCAACGACUUGAUUGCACAGGCCCAGAUUGUACCCUCCUCAAGACUUGAGUUUGCCCCAAUACUCUUCCCCCCAUCACAGCCCAAACUCCCAAUCGAUGCCCUUCUCUUUUUGUUUUGAAAGAUUAAUCGAUCCCCUUCUUGGACGGCUAUUUUUGUUCCGAAUCAUUUUCACCACAUUUGCAUAUUAUCUUUUCAAAUUGAUGCAGAAGCUGCCCGCAAAGCCAUCCCCGGCUACGGAUCGAUUGUGGAUUGGACAACCUUUAGGCGAAUUUGGUUGUGAUCUGUAGUCUUGAGGCUAAUUACAGGCAGAACAGAACAGAACCUAAUAUGGCUUCCUUGCCAUUGGCCACUGCCGAAGUAUGUGACUCCAAUGCUGGUUUAAUUCUGAAUGGCGAUCUUCGUGCCCUCCAACCAAUCUUCCGUAUCUAUGGAAGGCGACAGAGUUUUGCUGGCCCUGUUGUGACAUUGAAGAUCUUUGAGGACAAUGUCCUGCUCCGUGAGUUCCUGGAGGAGAAAGGUCAUGGCAGGGUCCUGGUGGUCGAUGGUGGUGGGAGCACGCGCUGCGCUAUUUUGGGCGGCAACCUUGCUCAGCUAGCGCAGAACAAUGGGUGGGCCGGUAUUGUGAUUAAUGGUUGCAUCAGGGACGUCGACGAGAUCAAUGGCUGCGACGUUGGCAUCCGCGCUCUAAACUCACACCCCAUUAAGUCGAACAAGAAGGGUGUCGGUGAGAAGCAUGUCCCUGUGACCUUUGCAGGAACCAGAAUUUGCGAUGGCGAGUGGCUGUAUGCUGAUUCGGAUGGUAUCCUUAUCUCAAAUUCAGAAUUGACUGUGUAGACCUGUUCCAUCCGUAUCCAGCGUGUACUGGGCGCUUAGGAGGGCAUAACCCAUGUCAUGUUUGUGUUAUAUAUUGUCUGAACUUUAUUUAACUAGUAUUCCGGUUGAAUCACAUGACUAGUGGGAAUAAUUUGUAUUUUCAUAGUUACUAAGUAUUUUCAGUUUGUCGUUUGUAAA
Messenger RNA from Panicum virgatum (switchgrass), 1253 nucleotides. RefSeq names its product putative 4-hydroxy-4-methyl-2-oxoglutarate aldolase 2. The record is from RefSeq and is a predicted model, not a curated record. The transcript has 3 exons. NCBI's taxonomy places the organism in Eukaryota, Viridiplantae, Streptophyta, Magnoliopsida, Poales, Poaceae. The coding region runs from base 570 to 1076 and encodes 168 amino acids. Gene Ontology annotation, biological process: regulation of RNA metabolic process. Gene Ontology annotation, molecular function: ribonuclease inhibitor activity.